Molecule: messenger RNA, 1308 nt
Organism: Erigeron canadensis
Lineage: Eukaryota; Viridiplantae; Streptophyta; Magnoliopsida; Asterales; Asteraceae
Exons: 1
Coding region: 1-1308 (435 amino acids)
Source: RefSeq, a predicted model, not a curated record
AUGCAUACUCAAAUUAUUCUGAAAGCUGAUAAAAAAGUUCUUUUUUGUUCGUUUGUGUAUGCUCACAACUCGUAUACUGAGCGACGAAAGCUUUGGGAUGAGUUGAGAAUGCAUAAGCUUUUUGUUAAAGAUAAACCUUGGGCUGUGUUGGGUGAUUUUAAUGCAGCUCUAUUAGUGGAGGACUCGAGUAUUGGCUCAUCAUCUUCUAAUAUAGCUAUGCGGGAAUUUAGUGAAUGUGUUAAUGGUAUUGAAGUAAGGGAUUCCAAUAUGUCUGGUUUUUUUUACACUUGGAAUCAGAAACCAAAUGGAGGUAUGGGUAUUUUGAAGAAGUUGGAUCGAGUUUUAGCUAAUCUUGAAUUGUCAGAUGAAUUUGUUGGUGCUAAUGUAGUAUUUCAACCUUUUAUAACUUCAGAUCAUUCUCCAGCGAUUCUCAAACUUCCUAUGGUCUCUAAACCAAAAUCUAAUCAGUUCAAGUUCUCUAACCUCUUAGUUCAUAAUCCUAAAUUUAAAGAGCUUGUUUCGCUUGGAUGGAAGGACAACGUGAAAGGAAUACAUAUGUAUUGGGUAGUUGCGAAGCUGAAAGCAUUAAAAAGGCCACUUAAAAGAUUAAUGUUUGAACAAGGUAAUCUUCAUAAGAAUGUUGAGAAGCUUUGGGUGGAACUAGAUGAGGUCCAACGUGCUAUGGACAAGGACGCUUCUAACCUCCUUAUUCGUGAAGACCAUGCUGCAAUUUUAAAUGUUUAUAACGCGGCUAUAUUAGCAGUGGAGAGGUUCUUGAAGCAAAAAUCAAAAGUGCAUCGGUUACGGGUUGGUGAUAGCAAUACCGCUUAUUUUCAUAAAGCAGUGAAAGGUCGUGUUGCUAGAAAUAGAAUCGAUGUUGUCAUUGAUAAAUUCGGGAUUAAACAAGAUGGUGUCGCUGUUUUUAAAGCUUUUAUUGAUCACUAUUCGGAGUUUCUUGGUAAGCAGGGUAAUACUAUCCCUUUGAAUUCGUUUGAGCUUUUUUCUAAAAAAGUUUCUGAUCAUCAAGCUAGGGAAAUGAUUCGAGCUAUCUCUAAGGAAGAAAUUAAAAAUGCUAUUUUCUCGAUGGGGGAUGAAAAAUCUCCUGGACCAGAUAGUUUUGCAGACGAUCUCUUUAUUUUCUUGCAUGGAGAUGUGGCCUUUGCUUCUGUUAUAAUGGAUGGACUCAUGGAAUUCAAAGAUGUUUCUGGUCUUUCACCUAGUUUGGAGAAGAGCACGGCAUAUUUUUGCAAUGUAUUAAACUAUGUGAAACAAGAUAUUUUGGGGAUUUUACCUUUUGAAGAAGGUUGA